Molecule: messenger RNA, 1323 nt
Organism: Blepharisma stoltei
Lineage: Eukaryota; Ciliophora; Heterotrichea; Heterotrichida; Blepharismidae
Source: the annotation of a GenBank genome assembly
AUGGUUUCUUAUAAUAAAUCAAUGGACGCCCCACUUGUAGUUGACCUUGGUGGAUUUCUCGACCAUCUGGCUCACCACCCUCACGAGCCUAUUCCUCCAGCAGUAAGAGACGAAUGCCAAAAAGUCGUCGACACUUUCCACAAUACAGGGAUCUUAAUUGCCCGUGACCCUAGAGUUAACGAACAAAUCAACUGGGACUUCCUCGACAUGAUGGAGCAUUACUUCAGAAGAGCUGGGAAUCAGCUUUACAAUGGAGAAAAAGUGGCUGAGGUCCACCCUGAACUGCAUUUCCAAGUUGGAGCGACUCCAGAAAAUGUCGAAAAGGCGAGGAACCAUUGUGAAAGAAUUAAUAAUUUGCCAGAAGACUCAAAGGCGGUGACUGAGUGCCCACCUCAAUAUGAUGCUAAGUGGAGAUAUAAAAUAAUAAUUAAAUAUAUGGAAAAUAUAAGGGCUCUAAGGGACUAUUUACUAUUAUAUCAGCAUUAUAAGCCUAUUUCUAUAAAAAAUAUAGAAAUUUUAGCUAUAAAUAAAGCUUAAAAUUUUUCAUCAUAAUUAUAAAAAAAAAAUUAAAUAAAUAAAUAAUGACCUAAUAAAGAAUACUUCUGGAGAAUCGGAGACUUCUCAGCCCAUCGCUCAGACGUCGAAUACGAAAACGUCGUCCCUCCAGAUUUCCCACAAUGGACUGAACUAAUGAACACCUGGGGAUCUCUCAUGCUCAGAACCGUAGAAACAGUCGUCAGGAUGUUCGAAAUCGCUGCUGGCGUCCAGCCAGAAAAAAUCGUGGACAUGCUCAGAGGCGCUCCACAUCUACUUGCCCCAACUGGCUCUGACCUAAACAAAUUUGGCAAAGGAUCAGUCUUCGCAGGCUACCAUUAUGACUUAAACUUCAUCACAAUCCACGGAAAAUCAAGAUUCCCAGGACUUUCAGCGUGGCUUAGAAAUAACCAAAAAAUUGAUGUCGCAGUGCCUAGUGGCUGUUUAUUGCUUCAAGCUGGGAAACUUUUUGAAUAUAUAACAGGCGGGUACGUCUUGGCAGGAUACCAUGAGGUCGUUUUUAAUGAAAGGACACAAGCAGCGGUAAAUACAGCAAGAGAGACUGGCAGAAUUCUAUGGAGAGUCAGCAGUACCUUGUUCAGCCAUAUCAGACAUGACGUGGUUCUGCAUCCGAUGGAAGAGUUUGCUGAUAGAUUUCCAUUGCCAAGAGAAGAGACAAUAGCGAAGUAUCCACCACUUACAGCAGCUGACAGCUUGAAAGAAGAGCUUAGACUGAUCAAUCUUUGGAAAAACGAAAACCCAGAGGCACCAGCCAGCAGAGGCUAUUAA